This is a messenger RNA of Aspergillus tanneri, 657 nucleotides long. RefSeq names its product GNAT family N-acetyltransferase. Lineage: Eukaryota; Fungi; Ascomycota; Eurotiomycetes; Eurotiales; Aspergillaceae. The record is from RefSeq and is a predicted model, not a curated record. The transcript has a single exon. Bases 1 to 657 code for a protein of 218 amino acids. Gene Ontology annotation, molecular function: acyltransferase activity, transferring groups other than amino-acyl groups.
AUGACUGGACCGACCGAUUUUGUGACAGUGAGGUCGUUGUUGCCAGCAAUCCCUCUUCCUCCAAACCGGGAGCGGCCGGUAUUGGUAACAAAUCGCUUGCUCAUCCGGGUCCUGCAACCAACAGACCUGGAAGCAUUGCAUGUCUUACGAACACAGGAAGAAGUAAUGAAGUGGACCUCAACUGGUCACAUCGACCGAAAUAUCGAGGAAACAAGAAAAAACCUCAACCUAUUCCUACCGCCGAACGAUGCAACGACGGUCAACUGCGCCAUCUGCCUCAAGGAUACGGGCGAGCUCAUCGGGUUAGGUGGCUGUCACGUCUUUCCCGAGACACAGGGCUGGCCUGAGGUGGGAUAUAUGCUCCGGACGGAAUUUUGGGGCCGAGGUAUAGCCACGGAGUUCUUGAACUCCUGGCUGCCGUUUUGGGGAGAGUUGCCUAGGACAGAGCGAGAGGUGAGGGUUGAGAGAGCAAUGGUAGCCGGUGACGGUUCGGUGAAGGAACAUCUCAUUGCCAUCACAGAGGCUAGUAAUAUUCCAAGUCAAAAAGUGCUGUUGAAAUCAGGGUUCCAGCAAUUUCGAGAGUUUACCGAAGUGGAUUAUGCAGAUCCUAACAGGGAGGUGAAACUUCUGGCAUUCCGCUACUUCCCUUCAAAAUAG